Salvelinus sp. IW2-2015 is the source of this 1040-nucleotide messenger RNA. It is a transcript of the gene elob, whose product is annotated as elongin B. The record is from RefSeq and is a predicted model, not a curated record. Gene Ontology annotation, biological process: transcription elongation by RNA polymerase II. Gene Ontology annotation, molecular function: protein binding. Lineage: Eukaryota; Metazoa; Chordata; Actinopteri; Salmoniformes; Salmonidae. Gene Ontology annotation, cellular component: elongin complex; VCB complex.
CAUCAAAAGUAUCUCUGGUGUUAUACACCACUGUUGGAUGAGAGCGUGAUUUUGUGAUUCUCGCAGUGCAGCGUGGGAUAGCGGAGGCGCAACCGACCGAGAGAAAUGGAUGUGUUUCUGAUGAUCCGGCGUCACAAGACGACCAUCUUCACUGAUGCCAAAGAGUCAACUACGGUCUACGAGCUGAAGCGCAUAGUGGAGGGUAUCCUAAAGAGGGCACCGGAGGAACAGAGGCUGUACAAGGAUGACAUGUUGCUGGAGGAUAGUAAGACUCUUGGAGACUGUGGUUUCACAAAUCAGACAGCCAGACCUCAGGCCCCAGGGACUGUUGGAUUAGCAUUCCGUCUUGGUGAUGAUGCAUUUGAGCAGCUGAGGGUUGAGCCCUUCUCCAGCCCCCCAGAGCUUCCUGACGUCAUGAAGCCUCAGGACUCUGGCAGCACAGCCAAUGAGCAGGCCGUGCAGUGAGGGAAGGAAGCAGGCAGGGAGGGAGGGACAUAGGGGGGGAUCUGGGAAGUGGUGCUUUGGAUUAGGUAGGCCGGCUUUACAGACUGCUUUAGGGAAACAUGCGAGUGUACCUGUGAGAUCUUUAACUUUGCAGGAAGAACAUGAAUUCCCUCACACAGAGGGGAGUAUUUUCAUGUUAUUCCUGAACAAYGCUCACGCAUGUUUAGAUUCACUCACAAGAUCCCUCAACAAACAUUUCUAAUUUGUCAGGCCACUGUCAGUAAGGGGGUUGGGAAAAAAUUAAAAAUGCAUCAUACCUCAUUUAAUUCAUACUAGUCUUUUGGGGAGGGUGUAGCCUGUGUUUUGGCUUGGUGGGGAUUUGAGAAGGGAGUGGCUAUUACAUUUUUAGAAUGCCCUCUUGCUGAUUGCGUUUCUCUUUAUUCAAUAUCAAUAUUACAAUUUAGCGUUUUUUAAUUACUCCUUGGGGUGGUAAUAUGUGGAGCAACAAAGGGUUUGUUAUUAGCUUAUCUAGAUAACAUGUGCAUGAAUGGAUCUGAAAUAAACACACAAACAUGUUGAUGCCAUGACAUAAAAUG